UCGUACGCACCACAUGUUGACACAGAGCGUUGUUGACAUAUGAGACGGAAUGAAUGAGGUGUAUCUCUGAGAGUUUGAAAUUACUUAAUAUAUAACCAAGUGAAAAAUUUUGCAUCUUACCACUAGUUGAACAUGUGUACAAGUGCAAAGGGCUUUUACUUUGUGCUUUCGUUUUUGAUGCUUGUGGUUGAAAGAUCGUCUGCACAAGGAGCCGAACAGUCGGGAUCGAGGACUCUAUCCCUUGAUAAGACUAUCGUCUGGGGACCCGGGCUUAAAGCCCGGUUAUCGUUACCCGCCAGAUAUUUUUUUGUCCAGGCUGUGGACCAAUUUGGAGAAAAUUUCACACAUUCACUUGGAGAUAAAGCUUUUGAAGUGAAGAUAACCCAGGAGGAUGGGAGCCGAGCCCGGAUUUACGCCCAGGUCUUGGACCUUUAUGAUGGCAGCUACGUCGUACGAUUCCGUCCAUUUGUCACUUACAGCAGUCUCAGAAUUAAUCUGCUCCAUAAUGAAAACCAUGUCUCUAAAUCCCCAUACUACUUGAGAGGAAUGGUGUACCAUGAAGACUGUUAUUGUCCCAUGACUAAUUUAGAGAAGUGGUAUACAGCACAUGACUGUCCUGACACCUACGAACAGAUAGACAAAGAUCUGUCCAUAUUUAAAAAAGUUAACCUCAAAAAAGUGGCAGCAGAAGCCAUAAGUCGCUUCAACAAGAAGGGCAUGCACAGUCUAACACACUAUCGUAUCAUCAACAACAAGAUUUAUAGGAAGACUUACGGAGAACAUGUUGGAUUUAAAAUGUUCAGUGAUGCCAUCUUACUUUCUCUGACCAGAAAGGUUGUUCUCCCUGACACGGAAUUCUUUGUAAAUCUUGGUGAUUGGCCACUGGAGAAGAAAUCUCUUAAAAAGAUCAAAGCAAUAUUUUUUUGGUGUGGGUCUGAUGUUUCAAGGUUUGUAUACUGUAAACCAACUUUUAUUCGCACAGAGUCCACCCUCCAAAUGAUGUCAAGGGUUACUUUAGAUACACUAUCCGUCCAGUCAACCAAAGUGGCCUGGGAGAACAAGACAGAGAAAGCAUUCUGGAGGGGGCGGGAUAGUCGACAGGAGCGACUGGACCUCGUGGUUAUGUCACGGAAAGAACCUCAACUUAUAGAUGCAGCACUGACUCACAUGUUCUUCUUCAAAAAGGAACCAGAAAAAUACGGAGAGCUCGUGAAAUCUACACCUUUCUUUGAUUUCUUUAAUUAUAAAUAUCAGAUUAAUUUAGAUGGCACUGUUGCUGCCUACAGAUUUCCAUAUCUAAUGGGAGGUAACUCUGUUGUGCUCAAACAAGACUCUCCAUAUUAUGAACAUUUUUACAAGAGCUUAGAACCAAAUAAACAUUACAUUCCGUUCAAAAGGGACCUUAGUGACCUCAGAAAAAAAAUAUUGUGGGCAAAGGAAAAAAAAUUAAUUGCAAAGAAAAUUUCUAGAAAUGCUCAAGAAUUUGUCCGAGAAAAUUUAUUACCAAAGGACAUUUUCUGCUAUCAUGUGAAGUUGUUUGAUAAAUUUUCUGACCUGUUGGUGUCUAGACCUGACAAGCCAGAUGAUUCCUGGGAGCUUGUAGAACAACCUAGUGACAAUGAUUCAAGGUGUGACUGUAAACGAUUAAAGAAGGUCAAG
Messenger RNA from Saccostrea cuccullata (small rock oyster), 1659 nucleotides. RefSeq names its product protein O-glucosyltransferase 2-like. Lineage: Eukaryota; Metazoa; Mollusca; Bivalvia; Ostreida; Ostreidae. Gene Ontology annotation, molecular function: glucosyltransferase activity; protein binding. The transcript has 9 exons. Gene Ontology annotation, cellular component: endomembrane system. The record is from RefSeq and is a predicted model, not a curated record. The annotation marks the transcript as partial.